AUGGACUCCCAGCAGCAGCAAUACUGUUUAAAAUGGAACAGCUUCGGUUCGAACCUGGCCACGUCGUUCGCGAACCUCUGGAACUCGGAGAGUCUCGCCGACGUAACGCUAUACUGCGAAGGUCGCCAGUUCAAAGCGCAUAAAGUGAUACUGGCUGCUUGCAGUAAGCAUUUCCAGGAGCUGUUCGAUACUGCCCCGCCUAGCCAUGCAGGAGCUUGCUACGUUUUCUUGGAGGCUACCAGUGCCGACAACAUGCAAGCUUUGCUCGAGUUUAUGUACAAAGGAGAAGUGCACGUCAGUCAGGACGCCCUCUCCAGCUUCCUUAAAAGUGGGGAAAAUUUACAGGUUAAGGGCCUGUCAAUGGAGAUGUCCCAAGAUGCUUGGGUUAAGCAACAAACUCAACAGCCUGCUGGAGACCGUCAUCAGACUCGCAUAAAGACGAGCCCGGUCUCUGGUUCAGGAAACUGUGAGGCUCAAGAUGUGGCUACUCCUCAGACGCACACUGCAACUUUUGCGCCUAUCAUGCCGCAAUAUGGCGUCCCCAUUCACGGCACUAGCGGCAGUAUGGGUCGGUAUGUUCCGCCAGCACAUAUGCCAAUGCACCAGCCCUCGCAUCGCAGACCAGCUCCUCCGAAACCGUCGCCGUCGCAGAGCCCACACGCUAGAAACUACAGGCAGAGUUCAUCGUCGUCACAUUGCGGCAGCGUGGCUGAUGAGCCAGACACGCGUUCUUCGCCCGGAGCUAAUGCCCGAUAUGAAGAAGCUCCUGCCGACUGUACCUCCACCCAUACGAACCCAGUCAAGAACAACGGAUAUGAGCGGAGUGCUAGCGUCAACGACGAUAUGAUGGAACGCUUGUCUAAUGACCAAGGAGCCGAAGAUUUACGGAUAAAGAGUGAAAACGACUACCAGAGUGGAUAUAAUAACUCACCACCGCCAACGCUACCAAUGCCGACUACAAACUACCACGACAAACCGCUGGAGACGUCACCCGUGCCGCCAAAACCAAGCCCGGACAUCUGGCCCGCUAAGAUAAUCACCAGUAAAUCCGGAGGAAUCGCCACUGCUGACGGUAAAAAACUAAAAUGUCCAUAUUGCGAGCGGCUUUAUGGCUACGAGACGAACUUGCGUGCCCACAUUCGACAGCGGCACCAAGGCAUACGUGUGCCGUGCCCGCACUGCACGCGCACAUUCACACGCAACAAUACUGUGCGCCGCCAUAUUGCGCGUGAGCAUCGCCACGCGGUCACUCAACUCCACCAACAAGGUCCACUCCCAAAUCACACGCAGUAA
Molecule: messenger RNA, 1293 nt
Organism: Parnassius mnemosyne (clouded apollo)
Lineage: Eukaryota; Metazoa; Arthropoda; Insecta; Lepidoptera; Papilionidae
Source: the annotation of a GenBank genome assembly